Emiliania huxleyi CCMP1516 is the source of this 744-nucleotide messenger RNA. RefSeq lists its product as hypothetical. Gene Ontology annotation, molecular function: peptidyl-prolyl cis-trans isomerase activity. The coding region runs from base 1 to 744 and encodes 247 amino acids. Gene Ontology annotation, biological process: protein peptidyl-prolyl isomerization. NCBI's taxonomy places the organism in Eukaryota, Haptophyta, Isochrysidales, Noelaerhabdaceae. The record is from RefSeq and is a predicted model, not a curated record. The transcript has 4 exons.
AUGGUCGCAGUCUACUCCGAGGGAGUGGACGGCUUCUCGAUUUCCGGCAACCCUAAGGUGCCAACGCCGGUCACUCUUCGCGAAGGCAUCACGCUGAUCUCCAACUCGUUCUCGCUUGGGCAGAACGACUAUGUCGUGCUGACGGUCGAGGCGCCCAACGCUUUGACGUCGAUCUCCCUCGCCGAUUUGCAGCCUCGCGACUACGUGGGCGCCCUCCUUAUUGAACGGCUCCCUUCACCUGACGCGCCGAUCACUUACGAGUACGACUUCGCGUCGCCCAACUUCAACCAGACACACCCGGCCGAUGGACUCCUCGGGUGGGCGAUGCUGCAAGAAGACGCCAUCGGCGACUCGAUCCUCGGAGAGCGCGCAGCCGGCAGUGACGAGGUGACGUACUACCCCGGCGCGUCCGGCUGGAGACCAGCAGGACUCUACUACAUAUACUCUAGCCUCUACUCUGCCUCCGGUCCCACCAUCUUUUUCAUGGUCGUGUCGAUCGCGCACAAGUGGCUCGGCAGCGCCCGCUCACAGCGCACCACGCAGACCAAGGUGCGGGGGCAGCACAAGGCGCAGAAGAUUGCGACCAACGCGGCGGUGACGCCGCCGCCGCAUAUGACUGUAGCGCACGUCUUCGGCUCGGUGACCAAGGGCAUGGAGGUUGUCAAGGCCAUCGAGGGCGUCGGCUCGCAGUCUGGCAAGACGGCGAAGCCCGUGAUGAUCGCCGACUGCGGCCAGAUCUCGUAG